UAGAAAAGCUCUCCCAUAAGCAGGCAGGCUGGCUGGCUGGCUGGCUGGCUGCCCGGGCACGGACCGUUUCCACUGUCUGUCUGUCUGUCUGUCCGUCCGUCCGUCUUGUCUCGUCUCAUUUCGCCUCGCCUCGUCACGUCUCGCCGCCGCGUCUCCUAGUCUAGUCUCUUUAUCCAGCUUUGCCUCUCAGCCUCGCGUUACGCGUUAUCCUCCUUUCUUCCUCCCCGCGUCUUUUCUCCCUCGUUUCUUUUUCUUUUUCUUUUCUUUCCUUCUCCUCCACCUCCUCCUCCUCCAUCCUCCUCCUCCACCCCCUCCCCUCACCCUUUUCUUUUCCACUCGCCGUCCGCACCGCAUGGUUUCUCUCUCGUGGUUUCUCUCCUCCAGUGGUUUCUCUCCAACAGUUCCGUCAACGACAACACGAUAAUGUAGCGCAUAAUAACGAUGAAUAAUAAUAAUAAUAAUAAUAAUAAUAAUUGGUGCGACAAGGGAUAAAAGAGGGAGGGAUUCGAGGGAUCCCGAGUGUGUUGAUCCGAGUUUGUGCCUGGUACGCUUCGUGACCUUGAGAACCUUGAGUGACAGUGCGUGUCUCUGACCUUGGCUCCAGCCAAGUUACCCGAUGGCAGCGCGAGCACAGCUGCCAGACGCGACGACAGCUGAUCAAGCCGAGUGGAGGAGGAUCCCCGAGCGGUGGAGGAUGUGCACGAUAAGCUUGUUCCGUGAACAAAUCAGAAGAGAGACAAUGGGACGAAGAUACGGAGAAUGAGCAUCGAGGAGAAAAAUUGGAGGAGAAAAUUGGUAGAAACGGGACAGGCCACAAAGGCUUGCCGGUCGAACGAAGUCGUAUAUUAACAAUGGACACCGAUAUAUCGAGAACAGAUGCGCCAACACGAAUUGUCAGACAUUCGCAGAGCAUGAAGAGGAGAAGAUUCGCCUGACUUCUUAGUUACGUUCGGUGCCAGUUUGGAGAAUGGAGGAGUCCUCACCAAGGAUUCGUCCCUAUCUGGAUUGCUGGGACAGACGUAGGAAAGAGAGAAUGUCCAAGAGAUCCUGUUAAAUGGAAUUUAAAAGCAAGCAGAACGAAGACAAGUACUCGGUGGCGAACAGCCAAGCGCCGUUGCAGGCCGGCGAGGACGAACAUCCGGAACGUGGUACAUGGACGGGGAAAUUCGACUUCCUGUUGUCUCUUUUGGGAUACAGCGUCGGCCUUGGCAAUGUAUGGCGGUUCCCGUAUCUCUGCUACUCAAAUGGAGGGGGCGCUUUUCUAAUACCGUUCACAGUGAUGCUCAUUAUCGCGGGACUGCCUCUAAUGUUCAUGGAGCUUUCCUUAGGGCAGUACGCGAGCCUUGGCCCAGUGGCAGCUUACAAACGCUUCUGCCCCCUCCUGCGCGGCUUGGGAUACGGAAUGGUGUUGGUCAGUUCUGUGGUGAUGCUCUAUUACAACUUGAUCAUCGCCUGGACCCUUUAUUACAUAUUCGUCUCCGUGGCUGGAGCUGGUAAACUGCCAUGGAGCAAGUGCGAACCAGCAUGGAGCACCGAAGACUGCUUCAUGCCAGAAGCUGCCGAGGCGUGCGCGUCUCAAAACAUGAGUUAUUUCAAAGGGAAAUGCUUAAAUUCCACCCAGAUGGCCUCCAUGGGCCUGACUCUCGAAAAUAUCACUAGUGCCAUUAGAAGACCACCGGCCGAGGAAUAUUUUAACAAUCACGUGUUGGGGAUGAGUAGCGGUAUAGAGGAGACAGGAGCCAUUCGACCCUCGAUGGCGGUGAAUCUUUUACUAGCUUGGAUCAUUGUCUUCCUUUGCCUGAGCAAAGGUGUUCAAAGCUCGGGAAAGGUUGUCUAUUUCACUGCUCUCUUCCCAUACGUUGUUCUGAUCGCUCUUUUCAUUCGUGGAAUUUUGCUUCCUGGCGCCAACGAGGGCAUUCUCUUUUACUUAACACCCGAUUGGAAAAGGCUGAUGUCCGCGAAAGUGUGGGGCGACGCCGCUGUGCAGAUAUUCUUCGCCUUGAGCCCCGCUUGGGGCGGUCUGAUAACGCUCAGCUCCUACAACAAAUUCACCAACAAUUGCUACAAGGAUUCGUUGAUCGUCGCCGUCAGCAACAUCGGCACGUCCUUUUUCGCCGGCUUCGUAAUUUUCUCUGUGAUCGGUUUCCUAGCUCACGAGCUUGCGGUUCCGGUCGCGUCUGUCGUCGACCAGGGUGCUGGAUUGGCGUUCAUAGUGUAUCCCGAGGUAGUAGCACGUUUACCAGUCGCACCAGUUUGGUCGCUGCUCUUUUUCGUGAUGCUCCUCACCUUGGGUCUUGACUCUCAAUUCGCUUUGAUGGAAACUGUCACCACAGCAAUUCUCGAUGCCUUUCCAGCAUUAAGAAACUACAAAUUGUGGGUUGUCUUGGCGGCAGCCGUGUUCGGUUACGCUGGUGGAAUUAUUUUUACUACUAACGCUGGCAUGUAUUGGUUGCAAUUGAUGGACAAAUACGCGGCGAAUUGGUCGGUUUUGUUAAUAGCCAUCGGUGAGUGCAUCUUGGUCGCCUGGAUUUACGGCGCGGAUCGAUUUCUCGACGAUGUACAGCAAAUGAUCGGGCCUCGUAGCCGUCUCUGGAGAUUUUUCUGGACCUGGAUGUGGAAAGUGAUUACACCGGCCACCCUUUUCUUCAUCCUCUUCUUCAACUGGGUCGAAUACGAGCCCCUCAAAUACGGUGUCUACGUUUAUCCAAAAUGGGCGGACAUUGUCGGAUGGGUCGUUGGUAUGAUACCAGUUUUGGUCAUCGUUGGCCUGGCUCUCAGCCAAUUGAGGGAUCGUCGUCGACGUUCCGCCUACGACGACGACGACGACGACGACGACGACCUGGACAACAGGCCAUCGUACCAGAGGCCUGGCAAAGGUAAAACGAAGAAGAGCAACGGGAAGAACGUGUGGUGGCGAGCCAAGAUGCUUUUACAGCCUACUUCCGAUUGGGGUCCAGCGAGCAGGAAUCCUUCCACCCCGUCGAGAACGCUCACUCACACCCCGUCACCAGGGCCACCAGGAGGAUAUAAUUCCGUCAGAGACACCAUAGUCCUGGUGAACGGUCAACCGAUGAUGGUGCAACCCUCGAGCACAUCCGGCGCCGCUCAGAAACUUCCUGGGCCGUCGAUCCUCAAGAAUUCUAGUAAAACCGACUUGAUCACAUCCCAACAAGUCUGACACGAUGUUCAUUUUAUCUCUAAAGACGAGUCUGCCCAGACCUCUAUUGCCAAAGACACAACACGCCAAUAACAGGUAGUUGCAUAUCGCGGAUAGGAUAACACAAUCGAUGGAUCGAUCGGGUGGCGGUCGAAAACGACAUUGAACGACAUUGAAUAUUCCAAUAGAAAGAAGAGGAGGAAGAAGAGACGAAAACAAAAAAAAGAAAAAAAGAUUCCUAUGAAUUUAUUUUUUUAAGACGGGAAUAGUUAGUGUAUUUUUUGAUAUAAUCGAAUCUCUCACUGUCGUGUAUUACAUUGUAAUUUUGAAUUCCAACAGAACUUAACAAAAUAUCCGUUAUUACAUGUAACGAUUUUAAAUAAUAUCUCUCUCGUAUCGUUACGUUUGUAAUUUGUUAAAUUUAAAUUUUUACAAAUGCGUAUAUUUCUUUCGUUGCAUAAAUAUAUUUGAUAUAUCCUUGUUCUUUGCUUUCGUAGCUACGAAUAUAUAUAUAUAUACAUAUAGACUGGUAAGAAUAUUUAAGGAUAAAUUAAAAUUGUUGUUAUCCUUUAAUAUUAGCAAAAUAAUAAUAUUAAUUUCGUUAUUAUAAAAAAAUAAUAGAUAGAUCAUUAGGCGACUCGCGUGAAAAAAAAGAAAAAGGAAAAGAAAUCAAAACUGUUAUCGAUCGAGGAAGAAACUCGUGAGGAAUACGCUCUGCGAUAUCAUAUAGGAAAAAUUAAACGCUACUCCACUGCUUUCGAUUGUACAUAAGAAUAGAAUGUAUGGGUAGGAGAGACGAAGAAGAGGAGGUGAAGUGAAGUGAGCGGAAGGGAAAUUUAAUCUAAUCCUAACGAAAGAAAGUUAUUUAUUGCUUAUCCACGUCGAAGCGAGGA
This is a messenger RNA of Apis mellifera (honey bee), 4050 nucleotides long. RefSeq names its product sodium- and chloride-dependent glycine transporter 1. The transcript has 12 exons. Gene Ontology annotation, biological process: sodium ion transmembrane transport. Bases 1055 to 3178 code for a protein of 707 amino acids. Gene Ontology annotation, cellular component: membrane. The record is from RefSeq and is a predicted model, not a curated record. Lineage: Eukaryota; Metazoa; Arthropoda; Insecta; Hymenoptera; Apidae.